UUCGACUUUUUUUCUCGUCAUUUCAACUUUUUUCUCAACAUUUCAAAUUUUUUCUCAACAUAUCGACUUUUCCGUCCGCGGGUCGAGGUCGUCACGUGAUCCCGCUGCACCAACAGGAUGUUACUAGUCAACACAAUAUAUUAACAUUAAUAACCCAACAUCGCGCUACAGUUUGUCACGUCCACGACACGUAUCGUGACGUUUUUGUAUCGCAAAACUUCAUUGCACGAUAUAUUGUUACACCCCUAGUCCGGACUCUAAAGCGACACCGGCGUGACUGGACCGGUGCCGGGUCUGUGAGGAUGGAUCUCCUCGUCUCUCUCUGGUGAAGGAAGGAAGACGAUGACGACGUCCUCUCCGUCUGGACCGGAGGGUUUCCCUCUGGCCCCGCCCACAGCCGUGGCCUCGCCCAUCACUCUGACUCCGCCCACCACUCUGGCCCCGCCCACAUCCCUGGCCCCGCCCCCUCUGGCCCCGCCCACAGUCGUGGCCCCGCCCACCCCGACUCCGCCCAUCUCCGUGCCGACGCUGAGGGUCCUUCCUCCGUCCUCCGACACCGAGUCCUGGUCCCGCUCUCCGAGCCCGCGGCCGCCGCGGCUCCGGCGGUCGCACCGCAGCCGGUCCCGGACCCGGAGGUCCAGCGGGUCGGAACCUGGAACCGGGUCGGAGCCGGAGACCCGCUGGGGCGACGGCGCGUCCCGGAUCGUGGUGCAGGACUCUGGGGACGCCCUUCGGCGCCGGGUCAGCCCCGCCCACGACCUCCUGCUGCCGCCGCCGGCCCGGUCCGGGUCCCGCAGCCCGUCCCCCUGCCGGCGGUCCCGCUGGUCCUUCAAGAGCCUGCUGAGCCGGGACUCGGACUCGGACGUCAGCAGCACGGCCAGCAACUCCCCUCGCAGCACCCCCGGGUCGUCCCCGUCCCUGCGGCGCCGGGUCCUGGGGGGCAGCAAGGCCAGCGAGAGCGAGGGCGGGGGGGAGAAGAGCAGCGUGGGGGGCGGGGGGGCCGACAGCCCGCUGCCCUCCAUCCCCUCCGCGUCCUCCCUGUCGUCCGCCUACCCGCUGGCCUCGCGCCACUUCAGCCGCAACGCCAAGAAGAUGCAGAGCUGGUACAACGUCCUCAGUCCCACCUACAAGCAGAGGAACGAGGACUUCAGGAAAAUCUUCAAGAAGCUUCCGGACUCUGAGCGUCUCAUCGUGGACUACUCGUGUGCCCUGCAGAAGGACAUCCUGCUGCAGGGACGGUUGUAUCUGUCAGAAAACUGGAUCAGUUUCUACAGCAACAUCUUCAGAUGGGAGACCACUAUCUCCAUCCUGCUGAAAGACGUGACGACGAUGACGAAGGAGAAAACGGCCAAGCUGAUUCCCAACGCCAUCCAGAUCAGCACCGACAACGACAAGCAUUUCUUCACCUCCUUCGGAGCGAGGGAUCGCAGCUUCAUGAUGAUCUUCCGGCUCUGGCAGAACGCGCUGCUGGACAAGGCUCUGUCCCCCAAGGAGCUGUGGCACAUCGUGCACCAGUGCUACGGGACUGAGCUGGGCCUGACCAGCGAGGACGACGACUACGUCUCUCCCACCGCCGAGCACCUGAACGGCCUGCUGCCGGCGGACGAGUCUGUGUCGGUGACGGACCUGCUGGACCUCAGCGCUGCUAGCGCCGCGGCGGCGGCGGCGCCCUUCGGCCUGGUUAGCAGCCCCAGCUCCGCGUCGCUAACCUCCUCCACUUCCUGUCUGCCCAUCGAGGUGCCUUCGUCGUCGUCACGGAAACUCAGCUACGAGGGGGCGGAGCCGAGCCCGCCCAGCUCCCACGGCUCGCUGGCGUCCACCUCGCCCACCAGCGCCACCGCUACCGCUACCGCCGCCUCCUCGCUGGUCCAGGAUGAACCCGGGGACGCCCUCUCCGAGUCGACCAAUCACGUGCUGGCCCCGCCCUCCACCAGCCUGGGGAACCUCUCCUCAUUGGACGUCACCAACGACGAGGAGCUGCCCACCGACCCCAGCAACUCAUCCGACACGCAGGACGACGCGUCGGGGGAGGUGGAGUCGUUCUGCGCCGACCUCGGCGGCCGCCUCAACAUCAACGCCGUGGUGCGGAUGAGCGUGGAUAAGCUGCACGACCUGAUCUUCUCGGCCGACACCAACUUCAUCCAGCACCUGUUCUCCCAGCGGCACUUCACCGACCUCAGCGUGGGCGAGUGGCAGCAGGACGGCGGCGGCGCCGGCACCACCAGCCGAGUCCUGAGCUACACCAUCGCCCUCAACAACCCCCUCGGCCCCAAGACCGCCCCGGUGGUGGAGACGCAGACGAUGCACCGGAGCUGCUCCCGCGGCGAGUGCUACGUGGUGGACUCGGAGGUCAUCACCUCGGGGAUUCCCUACCAGGAUUACUUCUACACGCUGCACCGCUACUGCCUGACCUCCGUCAGCAAAAACAAGAGCCGGCUCAGAGUUUCCUCGGACAUCUGCUACAGGAAGCAGCCGUGGAGUCUGGUGAAGGCGCUGAUCGAGAAGAACACGUGGAGCGGCAUCGAGGAAUACUACCGGCACAUGGAGUCCGAGGUCUGCAAGCUGGAGACGCUGCUGCAGACGGACGUUACCGUGGUAACCACGGGCGACGCGGCGGGCGGCGACGACGCCAAGACCCCGCCCUCGCUGCGGCGCAGGAAGCGCGGCUGCUCCCGUCGCCAGGGCGACCGGGAGAGGGAGGGCGGGGGCGGGAGCCCCGGAGAGAGAGGAGACCGAGGACUCGGGGAGGACAAGGACCGCAGGGAGGCGGGUCCGUUCCUGAAGGGCGACCGAACGAGCGGCGGGGGACCCGGGAGCAUCUCCACCAUCCUGCUGAUCGUCAGCUUCAUCCUGGUGGUUCUGGUGGCCCUCAACAUGCUGCUGUUCUACAAGCUGUACGCCCUGGAGAGAGCGGCCCACACGCUGGAGAGGUGGCACUCGUACUCGCUAGCCGACAGCCCGCUGCCCCAGACGGCCGGAGAGUGGGCUCAGGUUCUGCAGCUGCAGCGUCAGUUCCACCAGGCCCAGCUCGGCAAGUGGCAGCAGAUCCUGCAGUCGUCCGUGUCGCUGCUGGACCAGAUGAAGCAGUCUCUGGAGAAGCUGCACCGGAACAUCGCGGUGCCGGAGGUUCAGCAGGACCCGGCGGACGACGACCCCCCGGAACCGCUGACCGAGGCCUGACCCGGGCCGUCCGGACCCUGGGGACCGUCUGGACCAGAACCUCAGGGCCUCAGGGCCCGGCAGGGCGCCGGGGCCGUGAAUCCUCCUCCUGACUGACUUGAAGCGGCGAGCGGACGCCGCCGGCUCCGACCCGUUGGACUCGCCGAGACCACGGAGCCGCCGGAACCGCAGCAAUAAACCUCCCGCGGCCGCUGGCGCGUGGACCGGGUCGUCCACGCCGCCCCGGAGCCGCCGGCUCUCACUGGGUCGGGACCAGCGGGAGCUCCGCCCCCUCGCCGCCAGGCUCCGCCCCCCCAGUAUUUAUUCCUGAGUCUCACUCCCAAGUCGCGUCCUGCUAACAGGAAGUAACAGGAAGUCAUGUGAUGCUGCUGUGACGCGGCCGCAGGGGCGUGGCCAUCGCCGUCGCCGCGGCGACAAAGAACAGUGACUUUUGUGCUUUCUGAAUGUUUCAAAGUAUAAAUAAUGACUAUUAUAAGUGUGUGUGUGUGUGAGUGUGUGAGAGAGAGAGAGAGAGAGAGAGAGUCCUGGCUGUUACAUUUUUUUGCUCGUUUAUGUUGCAUCGCCACAUUUCAGGUUCUCCCAUCGGCUGGCGAGCCGGGUCAGACCGGGUCGGACUAACCGGGUCAGACCGGACUAACCGGGUCAGACCGGACUAACCGGGUCAGACCGGACUAACCGGAUCAGACCGGACUAACCGGAUCAGACCGGACUAACCGGACUAACCGGGUCAGACCGGACCAGCCGGCUCCAAACAAAAGGACCAAGCAGAACUUUUCGGGCCCGGAGGAGAAAAAGGGAAACCGUCGCGCAGUAUUUAGUUCUGGAGCGCUGAAUCAGAACGUUCUUUUUAUUCUGUUCAUUUUCUAUCGUUACUUCAUCUUUUCUGGUUGGUGUAAAGACGUGUGUGUCGUCCCUCGCUCCUUCUCUCACCCGGUCCCUCCGGCCGUCGGGGUUUGACGUGAACGGGCCCUGCUGUGCACGGGCCGCCCUCUGGACCUGCAGGGGAUUCUGGGAGGAUGGAGGGAUGAGGGAUGAGGGAUGAGGGAUGGAGGGAUGAGGGAUGGAGGGAUGAGGGAUGGAGGGAUGAGGAGACGAGGUUCUGCCCGAGUCCGUCUUCCAGGUUCCGGUCCGACUCCGGCCGGACGUUAAAAUCCCAAACGUUAUUCAGAAACAGACGGAUCCCGCUGUGCUGAUCACGAUCAGAACUACGGCGACCCGGAAGGGACAAAAAUAUCUGUUUAAACGCAUCAAAAUGGAAAAAUAAAAUAAAAGGAAAUCAGAAAAAAAUGUUUUUUUGUACCGUGGAUGUUAACAGUAAUAUUUACUUUUACUAAAAAAAAAUGAUUUUUUUUUUAGUAAAGAAUUUUCAAAAUCAGAAAAUUGGAAAUGUAAGUUUUCUAUCAGAAAUAAUUUAUUUGUGAAAAUCCAGUUAGUGUUUCUACAGAAGAGUGUCAGGGCCAGGCAGGAGAAAAAUAAACAUAAUAUUUUAGAGGAGUCGAAAUGUCGAGAUUAAUGUUGAAGUACAAUUUAAAAAAAAAAGUCAAAAUUUCGUGAAUAAAGUUGAAAUGUUGAGAAAAAAGGCAAAAUUUCGACUUAUUUCAACGUUAAUCUCGACAUUUCGACUUUUUUCUCGAAAUUGUAUUUCAACAUUAUUCUCAACAUUUUAACUUUUUUCUCAAAGUGCACAAUAAAAAAAAUCUUCCCCCCUCAAAUAUUUUGGCCCUAACACUCUUCCGUAGUGUUUCAGCUUCAGUAGAAAUUAAAUAUUAGACAAGCAAACUUUAUUUAUUUAGCACCUUUCACAGAUAAAAAUUACUUCUCAAAGAGCAGCAACGCGGAUAAAAGCUAAAUUAAGAAACACGGUAAAAAUACAAGAAGAUAAGCGUCCAGUGGCGGGAACCGGUCUGGGGGCUACGCCCUGGAAAUUACGCCCCCCGGGUUUAAAAACGCCUUUUAGGGACCACAAGGAGGAUUUACGGAAGAGGAUCAGGGCCAUGCAGGAGAAAAAAUAUUUGAGAGGAGGAAGAUUUUUUUUUAUUGUGCACUUUGAGAAAAAAGUCGAAAUGUCGAGAUUAAUGUUGACAUAUACCGUAUUUUCUGGACUAUAAGGCGCUACUUUUUUCAUAGGUUUUGAACCAUGCGGCUUAUACAAAGGUGCAGCUAUUCUGUGGAUUUUUCUUCCACCGCAGAUAAAUAGAUCAAUAAAUACUGGUUAUUUUUUCUUGGUUCUGUCCCGUUUUAGUCAGCUGUUAAAUCAGUUGCUGCCGUGUUAAAAGACACUGUUAGGAAAGGAUCUAUUUAGGUACAAACAUGUACAUCAUUUACAGUUCAAAAUCCUUCUGUACAUGUAGUAAAUGUCUAAUCUAACAACAUUAAUAUCUGCGGCUUUCAUAUCUUUUUUUUUUUUAAUAGAGCGGAUGCGGCUUAUAUACAGGUGCGGCUUAUAGUCCAGAAAAUACGGUAAUUUCGAGAAAAAAAGUCGAAAUGUUGCGAAUAAUGUUGAAAUACAAUUUCAAGAAUAAAGUUGAAAUUUCGUGAAUAAAGUCGAAAUUUCGCCUUUUUUUUCAAAAUUUUAACUUUAUUAACGAAAUUUUGCCUUUUUCUCAUUUCGAUUUUUUUUCUCGAAAUUGUACUAAUCUCGACUAUUUUACUUUUUUCUUGACAUUUCGACUUUUUUCUCAAAGUGCAUAAUGCUGCUCUAAAAUAUUAUUUUUAUGUUUCUCCUGCCUGGCCCUGAUACUAUUCCGUAAGGAUUUGACCGGAGGAACGGAGGCGGACCCUAGUGGUCUGUAGAGGACUGGAUUGGUCCGGAUAGUUGGGCAGAACGGGCAGUACAGGAGAACGGGGACGGCCCUGGCGGCCGUCGUGGCUACGGAUAUGAACUUUUCACCAGAGAUUUAGAUGGAAAUGUCUUUAAAACCCCCAACUCUUUCAAUUAUUUAUUUUUAUUUCGUCUCAUUGUUGUCGUUGUUAGCAACAACCUUGUCGAGAAAAUUAAGCGGAUCCGUGUUUUUGGGACAAAAAACAAAAAGUUUCUCAAAAAAAAAACCAAUAAUCUAGAGGAACGUAAAGGAAGCAUUUUAUGAAUGAUGUUUUUGGAUAUUAACCUUUUACCAGUAACUUCAGUACAUGAACAUGCAAUAAAAAAGUUCUGGGGAAAAACUCUCCAACAGUGAAAAUA
Messenger RNA from Cololabis saira (Pacific saury), 6361 nucleotides. RefSeq names its product GRAM domain containing 1A (gene gramd1a). Lineage: Eukaryota; Metazoa; Chordata; Actinopteri; Beloniformes; Belonidae. The transcript is spliced from 19 exons. Gene Ontology annotation, biological process: intracellular sterol transport. The record is from RefSeq and is a predicted model, not a curated record. Gene Ontology annotation, molecular function: sterol transfer activity; sterol binding. The coding region runs from base 343 to 3180 and encodes 945 amino acids. Gene Ontology annotation, cellular component: endoplasmic reticulum membrane; plasma membrane; endoplasmic reticulum-plasma membrane contact site.